Monoraphidium neglectum is the source of this 423-nucleotide messenger RNA. RefSeq names its product putative glutathione S-transferase. Gene Ontology annotation, cellular component: cytoplasm. Lineage: Eukaryota; Viridiplantae; Chlorophyta; Chlorophyceae; Sphaeropleales; Selenastraceae. The transcript has 5 exons. The coding region runs from base 1 to 423 and encodes 140 amino acids. Gene Ontology annotation, molecular function: glutathione transferase activity. The record is from RefSeq and is a predicted model, not a curated record.
AUGGCACCGGCACGCACUGCCGUUGAUGAGACCGAUAAGGGCGCGUUCGUGCGCACCGACGCGGGCUUCCGCUCCCACAUCGGCGAGGGCCCCUUUGAGGCUGAGGCCGGGCGCUACCACCUGUACAUUUCCCUGGCCUGCCCCUGGGCCAACCGCUGCCUCGCGGGCAUCUAUUUGAAGGGGCUGGAGGAUGUCAUCGGCCUCAGCGUGGUGCACCCCACGUGGCAGCGCACCCGCCCCGACAAGCCCGACGACGCCCACUGCGGCUGGACCUUCAGGGACCCCUCAGACCCGCCGCUGUCCUCGCCCACAGGCUACGGGUCGUUUGACUGCGUGGGGUGCAUCCCUGACACGGUCAACCACACCAAGUUUGUGAGGGACCUAUAUGAGAUGGCGGAUGACAAGACGGGGUUGGCGAUGUGA